AACAUUGCGUUUGAUCGGAGGGUCGUGAUCUAUGUGAAGCCGCAAGGGCCGCCCUCAGGUUUCUCUUUCCGCCCUAACGCCCCUCGCCUCUCCCACCACCGCUCUAUCUGCCUCUCCAGAAGGUUUCGAUCUCAUAGGAAUCCCAUCGCGCUUCUCUCUUCUCUUUACCCUUACCUCGCCGUUUACCCUACAGAUAGAAAAGCUAUUCCAAGGGUUCAAGAAGGGGAUCAUCGAAGGAGACAGGAGAUGCAAGGGGGGGAGGAGGAUGAGGAAGAGGUUCUGCGGUGCCAAAUCAACGAAUGGUACCCCAUGUUCAAGCCUCAUACUAUUCGCACCCUCUUCCACCCCCUCCCCGAUCCCUUCCUCCGCUACCUCCUCGGUCUCAACCCCGUCUCCCCACCUCCCCACGACGACUCCCACAGCGACGACGACGAUGACGCGCCGCCGCCGUUCCUCCUUCCCCGCCCCGCCUCCGGCCGCGACCCCCUUCCUCGCUCCGCCGCCGGCAUCGACCCCACCUCCCUCCUCGACUGCUCCUCCCAGCUCUCCGUAUCCGACGAAGACGAAGCGGAAGCUGACUCCGCCCCGUCGUUUCCCGAGCUCGAGGCGGCGGUCGAGCGGUCCAUUGCCGCCCUGGGCGGCGCCGCCUUCCCCAAGCUGAACUGGAGCGCACCCAAGGACGCCGCCUGGAUCUCUGCCGACGGCACCCUUCGGUGCUCCUCCUUCGCCGACGUCGCCCUCCUCCUCCACUCCUCCGACUCCAUCGCCCACGACCUCUCUUCCCGGCCAUUCCCCUCCUCCUCCUCCCCCCCUUUCACCUUUUACCUUGCCCUCCGCAAGUGGUAUCCUUCCUUCCGCCCCGAGAUGGAGUUCCGCUGCUUCGCCCGCCGCCGCUGCCUCAUAGCCAUAUCACAGCGCGAAGUCACCAACUUCUACCCGGCCCUUCUCGACCGCCGCCACCACCACAUCCUGCCCCUCAUCCAGGCCUUCUUCUCCGAGGUCGUGGGUCCCACGUUCGAGUCUGAGAGCUACACCUUCGACGUUUAUGUCACCAGUGACGGGCGGGUGAAGCUUAUCGACUUCAACCCAUGGCGCGCCUUCACAUUACCCCUUCUCUUUACCUGGGAGGAGUUGGAGGAGGAAGCAUUUAAUUCCGAGGAGGAAGAAGUAGACAAAGUGCAGGUAGAAGAAGAAGCAAGAUUGGUGGAGUUUCGGAUUGUCGAAAGCCAAUGUGGGGUGAGGCCAGGGUUGAAGACGGCUGUGCCUUACGACUACUUGGACACAGGGGAAGGAAGUGGGUGGGAUCAGUUCUUGAGGAGAGCCGACGAAGAGCUGAGGAAGCAGGCCAAGACAACUUUGCACCCCAGUGAUGAUGCUUAAAGAAAAACAAAAGAUCUUUCAACUUGAUUUCUUAUGGAUUUCUAACCAGGGUGCGAAAUUAUGGGGGCUGGCUCUAUUGAACUUUAUACCGGGCAAAGUCUGAGGACAGAUGUCAUGAGGAAUCAGUUGCCAACAAGCCGUUAACUACAUAUGUAGUUUUUUUUGUCGACCUGUGCCCUUGUUAAUCUUUAAGCAAACAAUUGUGCUGUGUUUUGGUUAAUCUAGACCCGCUAGUGUUACUUAUACUCGAGUUUAGUUUGCUUCAAACUUCUUUGGUGAAUGAUACAAAUUAACUGGAAGCUUUUCCAUGUAUGAUUUAUGUGCACUGCUGGAAUUGUUUUCAAUGUUUAGAAUAGCCCGUGGAUUGCUAUGUAAAUUUCUAAAUAAAAAGAAGACUCAUAUGUUGACACA
Molecule: messenger RNA, 1791 nt
Organism: Musa acuminata subsp. malaccensis (wild Malaysian banana)
Lineage: Eukaryota; Viridiplantae; Streptophyta; Magnoliopsida; Zingiberales; Musaceae
Cellular component (GO): cytoplasm
Source: RefSeq, a predicted model, not a curated record